AACAUUUGUUGUCAGUUUGCCGGUGCAUUUCGGCCUGCAUGCCGGCAUACUGUGUGAUUAACCGCGCUUUACGUGGUGUACGUGUGCCGUACGCUUGGAGCUUUAGAUUAUUUGUACGAUGGCCACUGCCAAUGAAGUUCUUUUGGGUUGCCCGAUGAAGAAUCAACCCCAAUUUCCUGACACGCAAAACGAAGGAGUUUGUCUCGCAACCGAACGGAUUAAAUCUACCUCCUCUUCCACUAAUACGAUUACUACUACCUUGUCGUCAGCCGCUGAUACUGUGGCCACCGAUGCUGCUCCACCAAUCGGGAAUAACUCAGCAAAAUACUGCUGUAUCGAUGUGAACUGUUGUUUCAACAGAACGCAAAAAUGCGUUUGCACUUGGACAUGCGUUACGGGUAGCGUCAUGCUAUGUGUCCUCUUUUUUGCUGGCUGGCUCUAUUUUAUGGUAUACGUUUUUUCUGCGUUACUCGAACAGACAACAAAAAAAUGACAUCAAAGCAUUCCGUAAUGGCUAAAUGGCGGUGAGAUGUACGAGCAGGGUACACUAACAAAAACCGAUUGCUGCUUGCGUUGGAAAAAGCACCAUGGAAUAUGGCCAUACGCAUCCAUGGUAACCAAGGUUCGCAUCCACACGCAAUAGAUCCUAGUGUGCCGUUAAUGGUUUCCUUUACUGAGUUACGAUAUGCCGGAAGAUUUGGAUAUCCAUCUCUAUCGAGUGGCAUGUACCUUGAAGGUCGCUCAACUGGGCAUAUUGACCAGUUGCCGAAUGAAAUUGAUCUCUCUUCCUAUAUUGAAGUACAAUAAACAAAGGAACGGCGAGAGUAUUGGCACGUCCUUCACCAGCAUCUAUACCAUCAGCGCCCUCAGCGCCUCUGGAUUCGGAGUGACGACCGUACCAAGAAUGUCCGCAGAAUCACUCCAAAAAAACGUCUCCAGCACCGUCACCAGAACACACGGUAAAAUCACUUCAAGGAAACACGGUGUACAAUAAAUUCAUCUCCGAGCUAUGAGCACCGCACUCUG
Messenger RNA from Anopheles stephensi (Asian malaria mosquito), 1026 nucleotides. RefSeq lists its product as uncharacterized. Lineage: Eukaryota; Metazoa; Arthropoda; Insecta; Diptera; Culicidae. The transcript has 4 exons. The record is from RefSeq and is a predicted model, not a curated record. The coding region runs from base 686 to 994 and encodes 102 amino acids.